CUUCAGCCUUUCUCUCCUCAUUCUUUCCUUUGCUCUUUCUUUCCUCUCUCCCUUCUUUCCUUUACCCUCACGUCUGUAACCCUCUUCAUCUUUCGCCCUUCCUGUGUCCCAUCACACGUCGACGCAUAGUACCAACUUUCUCACUUUUUGCCAACAGGAGAGUCUUAACCUCUCCUUCAUAUCCUGUGUCUCUCUCUGGUCAAUGUCCUCGUACUUUUUCCAGAACGGAACACACAUUGGUCGCGACGUCGAUAUACCCCUCUCCUCCGCUAUCUUCUCUGCCAGUCCCCUCGGUCAGCAGCAGCUUGCUCUCCAUUGAACAGUCUUUCUUAUCAUCGUAAAGAGCACCUUCUCGUCUUCCACUUCGAAACUCUUUUUUUAUCCAAUCUCUGAAAGUGACUGUUUGACUCGAAAUGGAUGUCGUCAGAAUCACCCAGGCCUUGAGACAGCAGAGUCAGACCGCUCGACUGAGCCCGACCCGAGGCGGAACCAACACCCUGUCCUCUGCCACAGAAUCCACCCAAAACGAAGCAGUCUCCAUCCGCCGAGGCAAUUGGGACAGCAGCCUCACUUUGAACACCUCUGCGCUGGCACAGGGGAACACACAUUAUAUGGAGCAGGACUCUACAACAACCCCAACAUCUGCUGCACCAUCAUCAGCUUCGCCUUUGUCAUCAUUUUUUUCCCUGCCGAGCUCCUUCUCCUUAUCGUCGUUCUUGCCAUCAUCCGCCACAGAGGGAUCGAGCUUCUUCACGGGAGGCAGCAGUGCUGCUGCUGCUGCUGCUGCUACCAGCGGUCCAUCCAACAUGGGCGAAAUUGAGUCGCUCUUGCUCCGCUCGAUGCCCAUGUUUGGCAACCUUGUUUCCAGAGAUUAGGAGGCCAGGUGCUAUACCUCAUGUCUGUACAAUAUUAUUUUUUUCUGUCUUUGUGCUUUAUCUCCAACAUCUGUACCAAAUCCACAUCUUUGUAUAUAGUCCAUUCUUCACCAAUCCCGAAAUAAAAACAGC
Messenger RNA from Gamsiella multidivaricata, 1007 nucleotides. RefSeq lists its product as uncharacterized. Lineage: Eukaryota; Fungi; Mortierellomycota; Mortierellomycetes; Mortierellales; Mortierellaceae. The record is from RefSeq and is a predicted model, not a curated record. The transcript has 2 exons. Bases 414 to 875 code for a protein of 153 amino acids.